GACGGAGGCUGCCGUGGGGAGGGAUGGAGAGGGGAGGGGGGAGCGGAGCCGAGCGGAGACAGCCGCGGCGCUGCAGAGCGGCUGGGGCGGCGGCGCGGCUCCCGGUGCUCCCCCCGGCGAGCGCCCCGAGUCGGUGAGGGCCGGGACCCGGCGGCCCCCGGAGCCAUGGGCUGCAUCGGCUCGCGGACUGUGGGGAACGAAGUGAUUGCUGUGGACUGGAAAGGCCUCAAAGAUGUCGAUCAGAUCAACAUGGACAGCACCAGCUCACUGCAUGGCAGCAGUCUCCAUCGGCCUUCUACCGAGCAAACACGAACAGAUUUCUCCUGGGACGGCAUCAAUCUUUCCAUGGAAGACACCACUUCCAUCCUUCCGAAGCUCAAGCGAAACUCUAAUGCCUAUGGCAUUGGGGCCCUGGCCAAGUCAUCAUUCUCAGGGAUCUCAAGGAGCAUGAAGGACCAUGUGACAAAGCCUACCGCCAUGGGCCAAGGCCGGGUGGCCCACAUGAUCGAGUGGCAGGGCUGGGGGAAGGCUCCAACAAUUCAGCCACAACAUAGCCAUGAGGCUGUGCGCAGGGAUACAGAUGCUUAUUCUGACCUCAGCGAUGGUGAGAAGGAGGCACGUUUCCUAGCAGGUGUCAUGGAACAGUUUGCUAUUUCUGAGGCUACACUUAUGGCCUGGUCUUCCAUGGAUGGUGAGGACAUGAGUGUCAAUUCUACCCAGGAACCACUGGACUGCAACUACAGUGACAACUACCAGGAGCUGAUGGAAAGUCAGGAUGCACUAGCUCAAGCCCCAAUGGAUGGAUGGCCUCACUCCUACGUGUCACAGGGGAUGUACUGUCUGGGGUCAUCUGACGCCUGGGAAGCCAGUGAUCAGUCCCUCAUUGCAUCUCCAGCUACAGGAUCCUAUCUUGGCCCUGCAUUUGAUGACUCACAGCCAAGCCUGCAUGACAUGGGGCCUUCCCAACCUGCUUCAGGAUACUCUGCUCAGGAGCCUCCACCUUUGUUGGGGGUAGACACUGACUGGGCAUCAGAGGUUGGUGGGGUGGAACUGGCCAGGGGACCUGUAGAGGAAGAAAAGAGACCACUGGCCCCUGAGGAAGAAGAAGAUGCGGGAUGCCGGGAUCUGGAGUCACUUUCCCCACGAGAGGACCCAGAGAUGUCCACUGCUCUCAGCCGGAAGGUGUCUGAUGUCACUUCCUCAGGUGUGCAGUCCUUUGAUGAGGAGGAGGGGGAUGCCAACAACUAGCUUCUUCCCACCUCACUCUGACCUGAGGGGCAUGGCUGCAACCCAUACCCCGCCCCCCAAGCUCCAGCAGCACAGAUGAAACCCGGGCAGAAGACAGCAGGGAACGGGGAGCUUCCAGCCCUCACCAGGCCGCUAGCCGCCUUGGAAAGUGAAGGACCAGCAGGGGGUUUUAUCUGGGCUUGCACUCCAGAAACCAUCAUUCCAGGACCUGAGACCCAGGCAAUUAGGUGGCAGGGUGGUGGGAGACGGAGCCAUGGCUAUGGCUCUUGGGUCCAUGCCCAGGUUCGUCGUGCUGAACACUGAAUCUCAGUUUUUACACCCCCCGAUUUCGUCUUCCAGGAGCCUUGGCUGUGCUGUCCGGAUGCCUCUUUCCUCCAUUUCACUCUGCUUUCCUGGUUCUGUUUUCUCUGCCCAUGGCACCAGUGCAUCCCUACUGUGGGAAGCAGGCCUCAGGGGCUGUUGGACGUGGCUUGGCAGCAGACUACCUGCCUGAAGGAGUGGCCUGAAGGGCCCUUCUGUGUUUAGCAUAGACAGUGGGCCCAGCUCAGGCAAUCUUGGCUUUUGAGAUCCAAAAGGUGAGGUGGACAUGGAGCUGGGAUUGACAGGCGUCAUGGUAUGAUUCUUUAUCCCAAGGCCUACUCAGAGACAAGAGGGUCACUAAUGAGACAAAGAAUAAACACAGCCACGUGAAUGUCCUGUGGCUGGAAGGGGGACCUUAAGCCCACUGGGGUUGGCUAUUCCAGGUCUGGCUUCUCUUUCUGCCUUCUUCCAUCUGGCACCCAGCCCCAAGGAGGGGAAGAGUCUCAAAUUGUUGACCUAGGAUGCAGUGUCCCCAUCAGUGGGGAAGCAUGAGGGCUGGGCCCCCUUCUACCUUCCCAAAUUCUCUGGAGCUGUUUACACUUUUCUCUUUGCCUUUUCUACAUUUUUAUAACUUCUUGGGGACUCAGGGUUGAGCAGAGUGGAGUGGGGAGUCUGGUGCUGUCACUGCCUUGGCUGGACUGGGUGGCUGGCUGAGGGCCAGGGUGGACUCUGGCCGCUUCUGCUUCUUGUCAGCCGUUCCCAGGGGUCCUCAAUCCAGUGUUCCUUAUAGGAGUGGUUGUGGCGAUACCUAAGCUUGCCUGUCUACCCUCCUUUUCCUUUGAUUUGGUGUGAACCAUGGGGACAGGGAGCAACAGCAAGUCAGUGCAGUGUUGCUCUGAGGGUGCUGCAGCAGCCAUAGCUCCAAUCUGGCCUUUGGCAUAAGCAGAGUUUUGAUAGGAGAUGCCCAAGCUUGUCAUCGUGUUUUUCUCCUUCCUCCUGUCUAUCCAUGGCUCCAGUCCUAAGGCCUUGUGUCCUACUAUAAUGUCAGGGGUCCGAAACUACUCCCUUACCCAUCAAAAUGAUGAGGCUCACCGUUAGUGUGAUUCUGUUCAUCUGUGAUGCUGUCCUGUACCACAUUCAUACACUGAACUGUAACCAGAGUAGGUGUCCCUCAUCCUUCAGGGGAGGGAGAGCAUGGGAUCUUAAGGUCUCUUAAUAUAGGAACAUGGGAAUAAACCAGGAGAGCCAAAGUAGGUGAACAGUCACUUAGCUCAUCUAAUGCUGCCUGAAUGGAAGAAGAUACCUCGUGUUUGCUAGUGUGUUGUGGUUUAGCUUAUCAGGACCUCAUUUCUAGGACUAGGAAGGGCUAGCCUGCCAACCCUGGCAACUGCCCCUAACCCCUGGCCUCCUGUCCUAGUCCCUGGGAGUUUGCAUGUUGAAGCUAACCUAUUCCCAGGGUCUCUUUGCCUUGUCUACCCUGCUCUAUCAAUACAUUUGUCUCACCUCACUGCCCCCAGAUUCUUCCCCCAGGUUACCGCGAACAGCGAGUCCAGCGAGAGGUUUAUUCAUCUCGGUCCCCUUUGCUCAGGGCCCUGGAAAGUUAGGAAGAGUAAACUAAAGCAGCUUUCUUUCCCCCUUCCAUUCCUCAAGGAAGCCAAAUGGUCCCCACUGAAAGACUACAAAAGACCUUAAGAAACCUAGUAGUGUUUGUUCCUGAGCAGGGGCUUGGUUUCCCCAGGCUGCUGGCAUACUGCCAGAGGCAGGUGAGGCCCACCCCACUCUGAAGAGAGAGGAUGCAAGGAGCUGGCCCAGGACCAUUCUGAACUCUUUUUUAGAGGGAGGGAUCACCUCUCUGGUGCUGGGGCAGGGUGCAUGGGGGUUUGCUUCUAGCCUACUUUAAGGGGAGGGUUGGGGCAUGUGCAGGAAGAGGCUGUUGGGGUGGGUGGGAAGGGUUGCUUUUCCUUUGGGGUUAAAGGCUGUGCAGCACGUUUUACAGCAGCUGGGGAGCAGGGCUGUUUUUUAUAUUCUUGUGAAUGAGACUGCUCUUGCUGAAUGAUUUUUUAAGGGGGGGUACACUUUCAUUUUCAAUUGACUUUAUUAAAUGAAAAUCCAAACCUUCGAUCCCUUCCCUUCCAUUGCCUCCCCAGCCCACACACCUCCCUUCUUUUCCUUGUGUUAAGAAGGGAAUCGUGAAGGACAAGUUCUUACCCUUGUCCAUGUAUAUCCCACACUCUGUCUUCCAGGUCUGAGAAAUACCCAUUUUUAUGGUCAGUCUUAGCAUGUUUUCUUAAUGUGAAACCCUCACCCCAGGCCCAGGAAGGAGUCUAUGACAUAUAUUACAGAGAGAAUUCUAUAUAAAUAUAUAUAAGUAUUAUAGAUUAUAUACACAUGGGCAUGGGCUUGGAAGCCCCCUGCUAAUGCUCCUACCUAGGCCUCAAUGUCAGCCUGGGGUGGUGGAAGGAGCCCAUGUUGGAGAAGGCCAGAGGCUGUGUGGAACAACACUAAACAGAUGUGGUGUCAUCCUCUG
Mus pahari (shrew mouse) is the source of this 4075-nucleotide messenger RNA. RefSeq names its product family with sequence similarity 131 member B (gene Fam131b). Bases 166 to 1248 code for a protein of 360 amino acids. NCBI's taxonomy places the organism in Eukaryota, Metazoa, Chordata, Mammalia, Rodentia, Muridae. The transcript has 7 exons. The record is from RefSeq and is a predicted model, not a curated record.